AUGGCCGCCACCCCGCCGUCGUCGCGGGACCCGUCGCCGCAGCCCCGGCGGCCGGCCUCCUCCGCGGGACUCGCCACCAAGCGCGGGGGCCUCCUGCUCGGCCGCUACGAGCUGGGCCGCCUGCUCGGCCACGGCACCUUCGCCAAGGUCUACCACGCCCGCCACGCCGACACCGGCGAGACCGUCGCCAUCAAGGUGCUCGACAAGGAGAAGGCCCUCCGCAACGGCCUCGUCCCGCACAUCAAGCGCGAGAUCGCCAUCCUCCGCCGCGUGCGCCACCCCAACAUCGUCCGCCUCUUCGAGGUCAUGGCCACCAAGUCCAAGAUCUACUUCGUCAUGGAGUUCGUCCGCGGCGGGGAGCUCUUCGCGCGCGUCGCCAAGGGCCGCCUCAAGGAGGACACCGCGCGGAGGUACUUCCAGCAGCUCAUCUCCGCCGUCGGCUUCUGCCACGCCAGGGGCGUCUUCCACCGCGACCUCAAGCCCGAGAACCUCCUCGUCGACGAGCGUGGCGACCUAAAGGUCUCCGAUUUCGGCCUCUCGGCGGUCGCCGAUCAGUUCCACCCCGACGGCCUCCUCCACACCUUCUGUGGCACGCCCUCCUACGUCGCACCGGAGGUGCUCGCGCGCCGCGGCUAUGACGGCGCUAAGGCGGACAUAUGGUCGUGCGGUGUCAUCCUGUUCGUGCUCAUGGCUGGCUACCUUCCUUUCCAUGACCAGAACCUCAUGGCGAUGUACCGUAAGAUUUACAGAGGGGAAUUCCGGUGUCCGAGAUGGUUUUCCAAGGAUCUUAGCAGUCUAUUGAAUCGGCUUCUUGACACCAACCCAGAGACCAGGAUCACCGUGGCUCAGAUAAUGGAGAGCAGAUGGUUUCAGAAAGGGUUCCGACCGGUCAGGUUCUACGUCGAGGAUGACCAAGUGCACAGCUUGGCAGACAGUGAGAAUGAGGUGCCGGAACUGGGGCCUAGUGAGCCGCCACCUCCACCUCCCCCGCCGCCAACACAGAAAGAGGACGACGGUGAUGAUUCUGGAUGGGAAUCAGACUCGUCCGUAGCAUCCUGCCCAGCCACAUUGUCAUCAGAGGAGAGGAGACGGCCUGUUGGAUCUCUCCCACGGCCAGUAAGUCUAAAUGCGUUUGAUAUCAUAUCGUUCUCAAGGGGAUUCAAUUUGUCGGGGUUGUUUGAGGAGCAAGGCAGUGAAGUGAGAUUUGUCUCAGCACAUCCCAUGCAAACGAUUAUAACAAAAUUGGAGGAGAUCGCGAAGGUGAAGAGCUUUGCAGUUCGGCGGAAGGACUGGCGUGUGAGCCUGGAAGGCACGAGAGAAAGCAAAAAGGGUCCAUUGACAAUCGGGGCUGAAGUAUUUGAGCUCACACCAAGCCUUGUGGUGGUGGAGGUGAGGAUGAAGGCAGGGGACAGGGAAGAAUAUGAGGAUUUUUGUGAGAGGGAGUUGAAACCUGGGAUGCAGCACCUCGUGCACCAUACAGCCUCUGUUCCAGAUAUACCUUCUGACACUGAGUAG
This is a messenger RNA of Miscanthus lutarioriparius, 1515 nucleotides long. Lineage: Eukaryota; Viridiplantae; Streptophyta; Magnoliopsida; Poales; Poaceae. The record is from the annotation of a GenBank genome assembly.